AUGUUAAACAGGGCAAGUAUAUAUAUAUCAUUUCCAAAUCACAGCUCCCAUUUGGUGAAACGAUUGGUAACUAGGCCAUAUACAAUUUCCAUUGAAAAUCCUAGACUGCCGCAACCAUCAAAACCAAAGAUUUCACAAUUUAGUCAUGCAAUUUUCAACACAUUGGUGAUGGCGCUAGGAACAUACUUAUUCUUAAACACCGUAUGGACCAAUUCAGAGUACUAUGAGUUGGAGAAAAAGUUUAAGCAACAAUCAACAGAAUUGGAACAAGAAAUACAAACACUUGUAGAUUUGAAAAAUAAUGAAUUGCAACACCAACAGCAGCAACAACAACAACAGACUCAAAGAUGGUUCAGAUUUUUAAAGUUUUGGAAAUAA
Molecule: messenger RNA, 378 nt
Organism: Lodderomyces elongisporus
Lineage: Eukaryota; Fungi; Ascomycota; Pichiomycetes; Serinales; Debaryomycetaceae
Exons: 1
Coding region: 1-378 (125 amino acids)
Source: RefSeq, a predicted model, not a curated record